Messenger RNA from Plasmodium inui San Antonio 1, 7299 nucleotides. RefSeq lists its product as hypothetical. The record is from RefSeq and is a predicted model, not a curated record. The coding region runs from base 1 to 7299 and encodes 2432 amino acids. Gene Ontology annotation, molecular function: protein binding. The transcript is spliced from 2 exons. Lineage: Eukaryota; Apicomplexa; Aconoidasida; Haemosporida; Plasmodiidae.
AUGAUUAAUAAUGUCUUUUACGUUAUCUUAGUGUUUUCAUUUUUUGUGUUCAUAAUUAAGUGUGAAUAUAUUACCAAUGAGAAGAAGGAAGUACUUUUCGAAACGGACCCCCCCCAGGGGGAUCUACACUACCAGAGGAAGAAUUCAAAUUUAGAAGGCAACUACUCCAAUGAUGUGAAGUCUGGAAGCGGCACCGCGGGGGGGAAUGCAGGCAUGCAGCUGCAGAUAGAUGUACUCAGAGGGGAGGAGCAGGCGGAGGAUCGGGUCGAGGAGCGAGAUGAGGCAGGUAUCGCCCUCUCUGUCCAAGGAUCCAUAAAGAGCAGCGUCGCCAAGGAGAGUGAACUGAAGGUAGAUGGUCACAUGGGCGUGGAAGAGUUCUCUGAUAGUAACAUCGCCAGUGGGAGCAUUGUCGUCCAAAAUGGAGAAUCGGCUCCAGGUAACAUCACCGUCAUGGAAGAAUCCACUGGGAAUAACACCUUCAAACGGAUUGAACCAAAGGGAGAUAGCGACGUUGGCUUGGAAGAGGCUGCCUCGAGUGAUGUGAUAAACGAAACUAAAUCGGAGUCUGACAACGUCCCCGUGGUGGUAGAACCAAUGGUUGUAGAAUCAAUGGCGAUAGAACCAAUGGCGAUAGAACCAAUGGCGGUAGAACCAAUGGUUGUAGAAUCAAUGGCGAUAGAACCAAUGGCGGUAGAACCAAUGGUUGUAGAAUCAAUGCCGGUAGAACCAAUGGCUGUAGAAUCAAUGCCGGUAGAACCAAUGGCGGUUGCACUUAUCUCUAAUGACACAGCCAAGGGGGGUGAAUUGAAGGCAAUCAGCCUCGUCGUGGUGGAGGAGGAAACUACAAAUAGUGACGUUGUCACUGCGAGGGACACCACCAAGGAGAGUGAACACAUUGCAGAUAGCAUCGCCUUCGUGGAGAACGUCCUUGUUAGUAACAAUGCAAAAAGAAAUGAACCCAAGACAGAUAUGGUCGACCUUUUGGAAAAGCCAACUGACAGUAACGAUGUUAAAGAGAGUGAACACAUUUCAGAUGGCACCGCCCUCAUGGGAGAGGUCGCUUUUACCAACGAGCUCAAAGUGAAGCAAUUGAAGGAAUAUGGCGUUGUCAGCGUGGAAGAAUCCAAAGCUGAUGACCUCGUUAAAGAGAUUGAACACAUUGCAUAUAGCAUAGUCGUCGUGGAAGAGGCAACUACUAAUAACAACGCCAAGGAAAGUGAACCAAAGAAAGAUAAUGUCGCCAUAGUGGAGGAGUCCAGUGUGAGCAUCCCCGUUAAGGAGGACGAAUCAAACCAAGAUGGCUUUGUCACCGUGGAAGAGGCAAUUACUAGUGACGCCGCCAAGGAAAGUGAACUUACAGCAGAUAAUAUCGCCAUAUUGGAGGAGUCCAGUGUGAGCAGCCCCGUUAAGGAGGACGAACCGAACCAAGAUGGUGUUGUCACCUUGAAGGAGGUCGAUCCUGCGAGAACCAUUCCAGAUGGUGAUUUCACCCAUGAGAGAAGCGCCGAAAGUGCCAGAAGGCACUUCCUGGUGGAGUUCCAAGAGAGAGUAAACCAAUACGAUGAAGCGAUAGACGAAAUUAUAUUAAGAAGUCUAAACAGAGAGAAUUACAAUUAUUUUAACAUGUUGGACGAGUAUGCAAUGAAAACAAAAAUGAGUGGAAGGAUGUACACAGGGAUGAGAUAUAUAAUAAAGGUGAUCAUCGAAACAACGGUAGUAAAUCCAUCCUACCAUGAGAAGAAGAAGUCAUUUAAUUACGAGAUUAAGGAGAGUACAUUUAAGCGUCAUUUCGUAACGUCUCUCUUCAGAUGGUACAAAAAUUUUAAGGUUGUAGAAUCCCAUUUCGACAAGGCAAAUUAUGUGUACUACUUGGGUGAUGAUAAUGAACGUGUGUACUCUUAUAGAUACACCUACAGACUCGUCUUAAAUUUGCUAAGUUCAGAAACAUUCUCAUUUUAUCUGGAUCUAAAUAAAUUUACCUUGCUGGACGUAUUGGAUAAUUACAAUAAGUAUAACUUUAAGCUAAACAAUAGCACGAGGUAUUAUCCGUUCCAUAUGUACAGCUGCAAAUCGUUUAGAGACUUUGUGGUGGACUAUUUCGAGUCUUAUAAUCACCGCUUCUUUGAGAAACAUAAGCAUUUGAUUGCAGAGGAGGUAUACAAUAAUGGAAUAAAAAAGAAUGGCAGUAAGUUGUUUACACUGCUGAAUAGGUUGAAUCCGAACUUUGUUUUGUAUUCCUUCAGGAAGGAACCCGCUUCGUCAACUUCUUCAGCUUCGUCAGUUUCGUCUACUUCGUCAGAUUCGUCUGAUUCGCCCCCCCCCCUGGUGGAAGAUUACCUGGACGACGAAAUUGACCUGAUUUUUUCCAUUUUUAAGGAUUUUUUGGUAAACCUGCUAAAUGACCUCUACAAUGCGUACUACAACGACGAGAUGAAGCGCGCCAACAGGGAGGCAUCCCACGUGGAGUUGAGUUCAGGUACCAGUGACCCCUCUGUGGAGAGGAAACCCGAGGGGGAGAAGACGCAAUGGAAAGAAAUGACACCUCUCAGUGACGCUUCUUCUGUCGAAUGGAGCAGUUCGCCCGGGGUUGGUGCAGGAGCUACCAGUGAAACCUUCGGCGCGGAGGACACCCUGGGAAAGGUCCAGGAAAGAGAGUUCAUCAGUGGGAAGCGUGACGACACCAUUGGAAAGCGUGACGACCCCAUUGGCAAGAAUGAUGACCCCAUUGGCAAGAAUGAUGACCCCAUUGGCAAGAAUGAUGACCCCAUUGGCAAGAAUGAUGACCCCAUUGGCAAGCAUGACCCCAUUGGCAAGCGUGACCACUCCAUUGGCCAACGGGACGACCCCAUGGGCAGCGAAAUGUGGAGAGACCUACUCGAGUCGUACAAGGACGCCCCGAAGGCAGAGGACCUUAAGAAAUACAACCAGUAUAUCUUGAAAAACCUGAACAAAAUUUUAAACCUCUCCGCGCAGAAGGGUAGGCAGCAAAUGGAGGAUUAUAAAGAUAAGUACGAACUGAAAGAUGGGUUCAUUGUGAACGUCGUUACGUCCAGACACACUCCUCUGCUGUUCAACCCGUCGAAGGAUAUAUACUUGUACCUGAACCAGAUAAGCAGUAAGAAGGAGGUGAAUUUUAAAAAUAUUUAUGAUAAUUUGAUGACCAUUAUUAAAUACAAGGAGGGGAGUAACUUUUAUGACAAUCUCCUGCAGAGCAGGAGGAUAGCGGGGGGGCUGUGGCGCGAGGUGGAUCCUUCUCCCCCCGGUGGGGAAGUGAACACAAGAGUCAAUCGAUCUGCCAAACGGGUAUUCGAGAGAGUGGUCGUCGAUGGUGACUUGUCCAUUGGGAUGAACUCAAACGAGUUGAAUGCGUUUUUGCUGUUUAUUGAGCGUGGUGAGGAGAUUAGCGGUGAAGGGGUUAGCAAUGGGACGGCCCCAACUCGAGGAGACGUGCACUCCUUUUACCGAAAUGUAAACCUGAGUGAAUUCACCCCAGCGGCGGUUACCACGAAGGACCAAAUCCACGAUCAGCUGAAAUUAUUAAAGAAGAAGUACACGGAGAAGCUAAAGAACGAGGCAACGUGCGUGCUGGCCUUCCUCUACCUAAUGGGAAUAAAUGACAACGGGGGGAAGUUGCAGCUACCGUAUGGGUUCCCCCGAAAUAUUGAUUACUCAGUUAAGCUCAUAAGAAAGGGAAAAGAUGGUCUAUGUAAUUUUCUAAGCGGCAUACUCUACCAUUUGAACCUCCCAAUAUUUGUGAAUAAUUCCUCCAUAUCGAUAACAACUGAGAUGAGUGAAGAGCUACUAGAUUCUAAUGACAACUCACUGAACAGCUUCUUCUAUAUAUACUAUAGAAAUAAUCGGAAAAUAAGGAAUCCCGAUUUUUUGUCUAAUGAAAACAGGAUCAUUCCUAACGCCGUGGAUAAUAUAAAGUCAAAAAUUGUGUCUUACUCCCUGGGUUCGACGAAGGAUGAUUUUUACAGUAAGCUUGCCUUCACCAAUAAUAUGAUCCGACUUAAGUACAAGAACAAGGAUAGCAACAUUUACUUGAGGGACUAUUUUGACUUUACCUUUGAUAAGAAGAUUUACAAAAAUUCCGUAAUCAAGAAUAACAUUUCUCCGUUUCUUAGUUCCUGUGAUUAUUUGCUAAGCAACAUCCUGGGGGCAGUAGUCGAUUCGUUGAAGAAUAGCUCCGCGAUUGAAAGUGGGGUGUAUGAAGAGAACAUCAGUGAGAAGCAUAGACAUUUGAUUCAUAACACGGUGGAGCAUAAUAAGAGUUUAUUUGAGUAUUUUCUUAAGCUAGCCGAUAGUAGAAAUUCGUACGCUCUUGCAGCCCUGGGGGAGAUUUACUACCUAGGGAAUGAAAGCUUAGGCAUUGAACGGGAUGAAAUGAAAGCCUUUGAGUUUUGGAAGAAGGCGGCGGACCAGGGAGAUAGCACUUCUGCUUUGUCCACUGGGUAUUCCUACCUCGAUGAGUACAAGAAGCAUUUGCGCAAGGAGGAGAUUAUUAAAACGAUGAGUAAGGAGGACGUGCUGAAUAUGAUUAAGGAGGAGAAACGUAGUAGUGGCGCUGCUGGGGAAGGGGCCAAGAAGGACGGCGCCCGGAAGGAGCCUAGGAAGGAGAGCGGUGGGAGCUACUUCGCCUUCGCUUCGGGGGGGACAGCUGCGAGGAUGCACACUUCGGUGGGGCAGCCAUCCGGACAGCAGAACGGAAGGGGCUCUGCCCCGGAGGGGGAUUCUCCGGUUGGGAAUUCUCCGCUUGGCGCCCCUAAUUUUAUGGAAGCUUCCGACGUGGCUUCGAGUUUUCCCAGCGCCCUGUAUGGGGGCGGGUCUUCCGCUCCAUCUGCUGCAUCCGCUGCAUCUGCUUCAUCCACGCCAAUCGCAUCUCGCGGCUACGCGGCGAGCCAAGCAGGCAUACCUUUUGGGGGGGGCGAACCGAGUCAGGAUAGCGCAGAGAAUACGACUAAUGCGUGGAGCAGCCAAAGCGACGACAUUAUCGAGAAGUACAUGAAGGAGCUGAGCGAGGAGCGAAACAAAGCCCUCAAAAACGCGGAGCAGUACUUCCAAAAGGCCAUUCGAAAUAAUGAAGAGAGUAUAGAACACAUUUUGGCCAAGUAUAACAUAUACAAGUUCGGAUUGGGGACAAAAAAGAACCUGGAGCUAGCUGGACAGUAUUUAAAGAAAGCGGCAGAUAAGGGAGACAACAUUUCACAGAUGAUGUUGGGCCAUUACUACUCGGGGACGGACAUCGGGGUUAAGAUAAAAGACUAUGAUGAGAAGAACAAAAUAGAGAAUUUAAAAAAAUCCUAUAAGUACUAUAGCAUGUCAGCCAAGAAUGGAAAUAUAAUUUCGCUGUACAAUAAGAGCAUCUUAAUUCUCAAAGGGGUGAAUCCAAGUUUGAAGACCUUCAAUGAGAAGUGUGAGAAAACGUUGAAGACGUUUCACUUUAUUGGACUCUUUAAUGAGCGUUUAUAUGUGUUGACUAAACUGCUAAGAAGGAACUACGAUUUUAGGGAUUACACGGGGUCCCUUCUGGUAUCCGUUAUUCUUUCCGAGCUGGGCGAUCACCCCAACAAUGUGAAUGCGUCCAUGCUGUGGGAUUUGAAGCGGAAGACGAUGCAUACCUUCACCGAGAAGUAUAACCUGGUGGAGGGUCUUUUGGCGGACUACCUGCAGAAGGCCCUCAGGGAGGAGAGGGCCACUGGCGCGGCUAGUGGUGGUAAACGCGUAGCUAACCCACUGGACCGAAUAAUCCACCGACUGUACAAGAAAGAAAAAGGGGGAAAAUACUCCCUCAAGAUGAAAUCCAAACUCAUCGGGGACUCCAUUUUGAAAACUUGCACGAUGAUCACAUCGAAGAGGUUCGAAAGGAAGAGCGCCCUUUUCAAUAUGAAGUUUUGUCUGUAUUUGAGAGACGAGUUGCUGCACCGAAGGGGAGGGACGAACAAAGGUGAGAGAGGAAGCCGGGCCAAAAAAGACGAAAGAGGGAGCCCGGCCAACAACGGAGGGAGAAGCAAUCGGGCCAAAAAAGACGAGAGAAGCAGCCAGGCCAACAAAGACCAACGAGACAGCCCCACCAGGAACCCCCCGCGAAACGCGUACAACUACGAUGUGUACCAGCUGACCCAGGCUCACAAACAGAUCGAUCUCUUCGAAAGGUACCACCAGAUCGUAAAGAGUGAAAUGGAAAAGGGUGUCACUUCCCGAGAAAAGAUACAGAAAGCUGAGAAAAUUAAGGGGACCAUUAUGGAGCACUUCCGAACUAGUGAGUUCCUACACUGUUAUUAUAAGCCCAUUUCGUAUUAUCAAAUUAAGUUGGAAGAAGAGAAAAGGCAGAGUCUGAAAAGGAGCGCUCAAGAGGGAAGGAGCGGCCAAGAAGAAAGGAACAACCUUCUAGGGAGAAGUAGCAGCUACUCGGGGUACACCCCUUGGAAGUACAACAAGCAUCAAAUGACAGAUUUAUACGAAGCGGAGUUCUCUAGGUAUUCUCCCCUCCUAGAAGGUGAAGACAUGAAAGAAAUCUUUUAUUACCAAAACACUUAUUCUUCAAGCAUGUUUGAAGAAAUUCAGAGUUUCUCCAAAAAUUGCGACAUCUGCAAGCAGUACUAUGACAUAUAUUCAGCCUACUAUGGUUAUAAAAAAUCCACCAUCGAUCUGAUUAAGAAGUAUCGAGAAGGGGAUGAGUACACGAUAAAGAGUAAAAGAAAGGAGCUGCAAUUUUUGAUUAGGAACUCAGAUGAAGAAGACCAUGAGCCUUUGUACUACAAGGCAUUGUUUUUGGAAUCCAACAAAUUGGAGAGCUUGAAAAAUAUUUUACACAUUUAUUUGAAGCUAGCUACGGACAAUCACAACGCUUGCAACGUGAUUGGUGUUCUGGGCAUGUUUAAAAUUUUGUUUAAGAAGGUCUUCUUCGACGUCAGUUUCUUCUUCGGGCGGAAGAAGGCGCAGCUUAUUAGUGCGAUUCGCGGGGAAGGCGCCAUUAUUAGCGGCCUCGGUGGCAUUGGUGGGAUUAACUGGAGAAGCGGUGGGAGCACCAGCGCGAGCAGCGACGGAAGUAACGAACGUGGCGAACGUGGCGGUUCUGCCCCUGCGCCACCGGCCAACUCGCUCCAAAAGUACAUUUUUACCGACAUGAAUUCCUGCUCGCUGCAAAACAAUUUUCUCUUCAAGUCCGAGUUCCACAACAAGUGCUUAAAUUACGACCAUUUUCUGAGCAGCAACCACGCGUAUUCGCAGAUCAGCUACCGCGACUUUUUCAAGCUCUUCUACACCGUCGUGUCCUCCUUUUUUAAAGUGGCGUAG